AUGCGCAAGGUAGUAGAAGACCAAAAGGCUGGCCUGGAAUUCUUGCAAAAGUCUAACGUCAUUGUAGACGCCGCGCUGGAGGAGGAAGCUGAGCAAUUGCAAACCGCUCAUGGCAUUCUAGACGAUUUGGAUGGCCGCCUGGGGCAAGCUAUUGCUCUUUGGCGCCAACUGCCCAUUUCUGAGAAAGAGCAGAAAGCAUUGCCUUGGCCUCAAUUCCCUGAACCAAAUCCGAAACAGGAAUCACGGAAAGCACCCGUCAAAAAAAUCAAGAUCCGCGCUCGCCCGACACGAGCUAUACCUAGCCUGACGGACCCGGCCGUGGGUUCUGAAGCCCGAUAUAUACAGCAGUGGAAAGAGUGGACCGAGGCACGGACGGUCCCCUUUUUAGCAGCGAUUCAUCGGCCUAAAGGGGUGGCAUGGUGGAUGCAAGACAAGGACCACUACGCCUUGUGCCAGCCUUUGGAGCAAGCUCAGCUUGAGAGCUCUGCGAAUGCCGCCCAGGUUAGACGGACAUAUGUACCGCCGCCUGCUGCGCCUGCCACUGCACCUAAGCUUGCCACUGCACCUGAGCCGGUAUCGACAUACUCGCACUCUUUUACUCAGCAGAAGAACCUUCGGCCGGGGAAUAUCUGGACUGACCCGCCGCGGUAUCCGAUACCCAAAUCUGAGCUGGAACCAGUGUCUCCCAAAACAGUGCCGAGGGACAUAAGAGUGAAUAGUCUAGGAAGGGCUGUAGCGGCCAAAGCCGUCGAGCGAUCAGUGGCGGCGGGGCUUCAAGUAGGCGGCACAUGCCCGUCUUCGUACUUCCCUCAGGCAAAGAAGCAAGACUUUAGAGCCUUCACGUCGGAUAACUCGAGAAGAUACUGA
Chaetomium globosum CBS 148.51 is the source of this 867-nucleotide messenger RNA. RefSeq lists its product as uncharacterized. The record is from RefSeq and is a predicted model, not a curated record. The transcript has 3 exons. The coding region runs from base 1 to 867 and encodes 288 amino acids. Lineage: Eukaryota; Fungi; Ascomycota; Sordariomycetes; Sordariales; Chaetomiaceae.